Messenger RNA from Arachis duranensis, 999 nucleotides. RefSeq lists its product as uncharacterized. The transcript has a single exon. NCBI's taxonomy places the organism in Eukaryota, Viridiplantae, Streptophyta, Magnoliopsida, Fabales, Fabaceae. Bases 1 to 999 code for a protein of 332 amino acids. The record is from RefSeq and is a predicted model, not a curated record.
AUGGAGGAGAACUCUCGACUGGGAGAAAAUUCAAAAUCCGGAUUCUCCUACCCUCCUCGGGACAAGGAUAAAGAGUCCGGGAAAAAAGAAGACCAAUCUAUUGAAAAACCUAGAAAAUACCACAACUACACUCCACUAAGAGUAUCCCUUGUAGAUGUAUACAGGGAGAUAUACAACACCGAGAAGAUCCCACCACCUCGCCCAAUCAAACACAAAAGAGGAGGGGGAAAUCGGACAGAAUACUGCGAAUACCACCGAAUUUACGGACACUCUACCAACGAGUGCUUCGACCUAAAGAAUGUCAUAGAGAAAUUAGAAAGAGAAGGGCGACUAGAUCGGUAUUUAGCCAAUAAAGCAAAUGAGCCAAGAAAAAAAAGAAGGGAUGAAGAGGACGGACAAACCGAACGCCCACCUCACACCCCUGAGAGACAUGUUCAUAUAAUAAACGGGGGAUUCGCAGGAGGAGGGAUUUCUAAAUCAGCCUGCAAAAGACACCUUAAAGAGGUAUAUCAUGUUAGAGAAGGGGACGGGUCGCUCAACCUCCCUACUAUUACCUUUACCCAGGAAGACGCAGCAGGCAUCAUCCUGGGCCACGAUGAUCCCAUGGUCAUUACUAUCAUACUCGCCAACGCUAAUCUCCACCGAACAUUGGUAGACCAAGAGAGCUCCGCAGAUAUCUUGUUCAAAACCACCUUUGACAAGCUCGGUCUACUAGAGAAAGAGCUCAAAGCAUAUCCGAACAGUUUGUUCAGACUGGGGGACACCCCAAUUCAACCGUUAGGAUAUAUCUCACUACACACAACCUUUGGAAAAGGAACUCGGUCUAGGACACUUAACAGAGACUAUAUAGUAGUCGACGUGAGCUUAGCUUAUAAUGCCCUAAUAGGUCGGACAACGCUAAACCAGUUCGCCGCAGUAGUCUCCACUCCAUAUCUAUGCAUGAAGUUCCCAACUUCCGAAGGGAUCGCCACGAUAAAAGGAGAUCAGAAGCUCGCGUGA